UAAGUUACAGCGUACCACUCCCAAUCGUUUCUGUUGGUAAGAUGGCGGUGGAUUUCGCUGCGACUUACAAAAUUCUCGUGCUGGGCGACAGCAAUGUGGGGAAAACUUGUAUUGUACAUCGGUAUUGUGAUGAACGGUUCUACGACACCUACAUAUCAACAAUAGGAAUUGAUUUUAAACAGAAAAUCAUCAACCUGGACGGAACACCUAUAAAACUUCAGAUAUGGGACACUGCUGGUCAGGAACGGUUUCGAACACUGACAACAGCCUACUAUAGAGGAGCCAUGGGAAUUUUGAUCAUGUAUGACGUAACAAACAUGGACUCCUUCAAUCAUCUUUCUUAUUGGUUCCGGAACGUAGAGGAGAAUGCUGCACCAGAUGUCGUGAAAAUUCUAGUUGGAAAUAAAUGUGACGCAUCACAUCUUCGACAGGUGGAGAAAGAAAGAGGGACAAAGGCUAACAGAUUUGAAGAAACAGAGAACUUGAAACUGGAAAAGGCAGACGGAAAGGAGUCGCGUGAAGAAACUGUUUUAUCCGACAGAUGUAGCUGUUAGCUUAAUAUCAAGGCAAUGAAUGUAUUGGCAUGCGCUAAACAAUAUGAAGGUACAUGUAGCUUUUUCUGGAAGCACCUAAUGAAGUGUCCUUGAACAUCAUGUUUAGUUACCUUCAAUAUAACACCUAGAUUUCACGAGAUCCGUACAAAAUCCAGUGUUUACACACUUUUGAAGAAGGUUUAUAAUGUUUUGUUGUGUAUAUAUACAUAGAAAACCAUGAAGUCUAAACAUUUUGUCAUGUUGAAAGCUACAUGUAUGACUUACACUGCUUUAGCUGCUUACAUGCUUAAACUUGUUACUGUGCUAGCUUUAAGACCUUCUUAUUCUAAUUGAUGCUCUAUUCAAAUUGUUUUUUAAUAUUAGAAUACCACUUUGUAUAAGGCUCAUGUUAAUUAGCCCAAUAGUUUCAACAGAAUAUCCCCCAUUAGGUAACUAUAAUAUGUUAAAGAAUACAGUAUUAAUUUAAAGUUUAAUAUAUGGUUAACCUGAUAGAAUCUGGAAAUGAGUUCAGUAUACAACUAGUUUCUACAAAUACCGUAUAUUUUAUUCCCACAAUUUUAGAAUUGCACGUAUUAGGAAAACAUGAAAUUUUCAAUCCUGACUCUCAGUAUUCCGGUAUGCAAAAUCUUAUUUAUAAAUAGCUAACUUAAAAAGAACUACCCUAUAAAUUUAUCAAGCUACUGGGAUAAAACAAGUUUCUUUAUAUAUAUAAAUAUAUAGGUGAUAUUCUGUAGAAUAGUGGAGUUAAAGAUUAACCACAGAGCACCUGAUAAAAACCUGAAUAAAAUUUAACCAUUCAGUACUCUAGAAAUAAAUUUUAAUUACAAAAUUCUGUACAAACUUCAAGACACAAUACAUCUUAGACACAUUCAUUGUGUGCAAUCAUGUUAUUGUAUCAAUCUGUAAGAAAAAUAGAAAAUUAUGUUACUCUUACGUACACAUUACUACAUCAUAUUCUUAUAAAAAAUGUGUAAAAGACAUCUAAUCUUAGAUGACACCAAGGAAUAGUUGACAGCUUCUCUCUUUUCAAUUCUAAUUGAUUUAAAAUGACAUGAAAAUAUGUGAAGCUGUACAAAAUGACAAAUGUGCAUUUCUUGUUUUGUAUUUUAUUCUUACAAAUAAAGUAUAUGUGUAAAUUAUUUACAUUACAGUAGUCCAUUGGAACACUUGGACUGCUUUUAACAUUCCUAUAAGCUUUCCAUUGUUUAGAGAGUUCAGCUAUAUGUGAUAUAAAGCAUGAAGUUUCAAACUUCACGAUUAACGUCUAUAGUUGAAAGUGCUGAAACAUUAGCUAAAACUGCAUUAAUUUGUUGUGAUUUCAAAUCCUUCGUAACUGUAUCAAUCGUAAAAUAAAGUUAGACUUGAUUA
Limulus polyphemus (Atlantic horseshoe crab) is the source of this 1922-nucleotide messenger RNA. RefSeq names its product ras-related protein Rab-8A-like. Lineage: Eukaryota; Metazoa; Arthropoda; Merostomata; Xiphosura; Limulidae. The transcript is spliced from 6 exons. Gene Ontology annotation, molecular function: GTPase activity; GTP binding. Bases 42 to 554 code for a protein of 170 amino acids. The record is from RefSeq and is a predicted model, not a curated record.